AGGGAGAGAGAGAACUGAGAAGGGAGAAAAUGGUGUCGCUGAAGCUGCAGAAGCGAUUGGCGGCGAGCGUUCUCAAGUGUGGAAGAGGAAAAGUGUGGCUUGAUCCCAAUGAAGUCAACGAAAUCUCCAUGGCCAAUUCUCGCCAAAACAUUCGAAAGUUGGUUAAGGAUGGAUUUAUCAUCAGGAAGCCAACCAAGAUUCACUCACGCUCCCGGGCUCGCAGGAUGAAGGAAGCCAAGCGGAAGGGUCGCCACUCCGGAUACGGUAAGCGUAAGGGUACAAGGGAGGCAAGGCUCCCCACCAAAGUACUUUGGAUGAGGAGGAUGCGUGUUCUAAGGCGAUUGCUUCGUAAGUACAGGGAAUCAAAGAAGAUCGACAAGCACAUGUACCAUGAUAUGUACAUGAAGGUGAAGGGUAAUGUUUUCAAGAACAAGAGAGUUUUGAUGGAGAGCAUCCACAAAUCCAAGGCUGAGAAGGCUAGAGAAAAGACUUUGUCUGAUCAGUUCGAGGCCAAGCGCGCAAAGAACAAGGCUAGCAGGGAAAGGAAAUCUGCUCGAAGGGAGGAACGUCUGGCCCAAGGUCCUAGAGAGAAGGUGACAGCAGCACCUAGUGCUCCACCUGCUACAGCACCCCAGCCUGCCCAAGCACCAAAGAAAUCCAAGAAGUAACAAUCAUCGUUUCCAGUAAACUAGAAGGAGGAUGGUGAAUCUGUAAUGGUUCUAAACAUAAUCAUUCAGUCUACUAUACUAGUUUUGAUGUGAGUUCAUUUUUGGCAGUUUUGGUUUUGUAAGUUCUAUAACAUUUGUUUCGUAUUUUGAAUUAUUAGUUUGUUUUUUAUUA
Arachis duranensis is the source of this 840-nucleotide messenger RNA. Its product is annotated as 60S ribosomal protein L19-1. Gene Ontology annotation, cellular component: ribosome; cytosolic large ribosomal subunit. Lineage: Eukaryota; Viridiplantae; Streptophyta; Magnoliopsida; Fabales; Fabaceae. Bases 30 to 668 code for a protein of 212 amino acids. The record is from RefSeq and is a predicted model, not a curated record. The transcript is spliced from 5 exons. Gene Ontology annotation, biological process: translation. Gene Ontology annotation, molecular function: RNA binding; structural constituent of ribosome.